AUGUCUGCCCCCGAUAUCCCAACCGAGCAAUGGGCCCAGGUCAUCGAGAAGACCGGUGGACCCGCCGUCUACAAGAAGAUCCCCGUCCAGAAGCCCGCUUCUGAUGAGGUUUUGAUCAACGUCAAGUACUCCGGUGUCUGCCACACCGACCUGCACGCCAUGAUGGAUGCCCUUGUCGGUGGCCACGAGGGUGCUGGUAUUGUCGUCGCCCGCGGCGAGCUUGUCAAGGACGUCGAGAUUGGCGACUACGCAGGUAUCAAAUGGCUGAACGGCUCUUGCCUCGCCUGCACUUUCUGCCAGGACGCCGACGAGCCCCUCUGCCCUCAUGCACUCCUCUCCGGCUACACCGUGGACGGCAGCUUCCAGCAGUACGCCAUCGCCAAGGCGGCCCACGUUGCCCGCAUCCCCAAGGACGUCAGCCUCGAGGCCGUCGCUCCCGUUCUCUGCGCCGGUAUCACAGUCUACAAGGGACUCAAGGAGUCCGGCGUCCGUGCCGGCCAGUGGGUCGCCAUUGUCGGUGCUGGCGGCGGUCUCGGAUCCCUGGCUCUCCAGUACGCCAAGGCCAUGGGCAUCCACACCGUCGCCAUCGACGGCGGCGCCGAGAAGGGCGAGAUGUGUAAGAAGCUUGGCGCCACCGUGUUUGUCGACUUCACCUCCUCAAGCAACCUCGUCGAGGACGUCAAGAAGGCCACCCCCGAGGGUCAAGGCCCUCACGCCGUCAUCCUCCUUGCCGUCAGCGAGAAACCCUUCCAGCAGGCCACCAUGUACGUCCGCCCCCGGGGCACCGUUGUGUGCAUCGGCUUGCCCGCCAACGCCUACCUGCGCGCGCCCGUGUUCGACACCGUCAUCCGCAUGAUCACCAUCAAGGGCAGCUACGUCGGCAACCGCAAGGACACAGCCGAGGCCCUCGACUUCUUCCGCCGCGGCCUCAUCAACGCCCCUUUCAAGACUGUCGGCCUGAGCCAGCUCAACGAGGUCUUCGAAAUGAUGAAGAAGGGCCAAAUUGCCGGCCGCUACGUCGUCGACACCAGCAAAUAA
Molecule: messenger RNA, 1038 nt
Organism: Colletotrichum spaethianum
Lineage: Eukaryota; Fungi; Ascomycota; Sordariomycetes; Glomerellales; Glomerellaceae
Product: alcohol dehydrogenase 1
Exons: 3
Coding region: 1-1038 (345 amino acids)
Molecular function (GO): zinc ion binding; oxidoreductase activity
Source: RefSeq, a predicted model, not a curated record